Messenger RNA from Gambusia affinis (western mosquitofish), 2602 nucleotides. It is a transcript of the gene nudcd3, whose product is annotated as NudC domain containing 3. The transcript has 6 exons. Lineage: Eukaryota; Metazoa; Chordata; Actinopteri; Cyprinodontiformes; Poeciliidae. Gene Ontology annotation, biological process: protein folding. Bases 173 to 1264 code for a protein of 363 amino acids. The record is from RefSeq and is a predicted model, not a curated record. Gene Ontology annotation, cellular component: cytoplasm.
UUUUGAAACCCAAUAACCGGAACAAGGUGUAUUGUUCUGGAAAGAGGAAAACAUUCGUAAAGAAAGCUCAACUCGUCUCGCUUAUUCUCAAACUUCUGUGUCCUGAAGGUGUUUCGCUGUCGGACUGAAUAGUCCUCAGGUUUGUUGACAGACGGAAUCAUUAGACGGUGGGAUGGCGUCGCCGCUGGAGAUGACAGAGAUGUACGACAACGCUUUGCUGGGGAUCCUCCAGCACGUUGGGAACAUUCAGGACUUUCUGCAGAUCUACUUUGGCUUUUUAUACCGAAAGACGGACUUUUACCGGCUGCUGUCUGGUCCUAACGACAGGAUGGGCUUCCCCCCAGGAGUGGCGGAGAAGAUGGUGCUCAAGACAUUUGGGUUGUUUGAGAAGCUGGCCGAACACGACAGAGAGCGAGCGCUGACCGAGCAGCGAAAGAGGGAGGCGAGCUCGCGUGCUCCCCUUGCUGCCCAGGAGGUAGAGGUGUCCUCUGAGCUCUGCCAGGCCACCGAGGAGAAGAGCGGCGCGGAGCCGUCGCGCACUGAGAGCGCUUCCUCUGACGUGGGCGAAGUUUCCGGUCCUGCAGCCUCUGAAGAUUCUGGGAGAUCGCAAGCUGCCUGCAGCGGACCAGGAGGUGAGGAAGGACAGGCAGCGGCUAACCGUACAGCAGCAGCAGCAGAAGAAGACAGACCUCAGAAUGAGUUCCAGUCCAACCCGGACAGUUACAACGGAGCCGUGAGGGAAAACUACAGCUGGUCCCAGGACUACACCGACGUGGAGGUCCGCGUGUUCGUCCCCAAGACGGUGGUGAAGGGCAGACAGGUCAGUGUUAGCCUGCAGAGCAGCGGCAUGCGAGUCAGCGUGAAGGACGGAGUGGAGGAGAGAACGCUGAUGGAGGGAGAGUUCAUGCACAAGAUCAACACCGAAGACUCUCUGUGGAGUUUGGAGCCUGGGAAGUGCGUGCUGCUUUCUCUCAACAAGACGUCCGAGGUCUGGUGGAACGCGGUGCUGAAAGGCGAAAAAGAGAUCGACAUCAACCAGAUCAACCGCGAGCGCUCCAUGGCAACGGUCGACGAGGAAGAGCACGCCGUCCUGGACAGGCUGACGUUCGACUAUCACCAGAAGCAGCAGGGGAAACCACAGAGUCACGAAAUGAAAGUGCAUGAGAUGCUGAAGAAGGGCUGGGACGCAGAGGGCUCACCUUUCAAAGGCCAGGAGUUCGACCCGUCCAUGUUUGACAUCCCGCCCAGCGCCGUGCAGUUCUGAGAGGCGGCCCAGACCGGGCCAAAGACGAAUCGACUCACUUUUAUCUACAGGACGCAUCGCAGGACGGUCAGACGGCGGACAUACAGGAUCAUCAAUUGAGAAGGGUGGACGGAGAAUAAUGACAGAGGCGCGUCCAGAUGGCAAACACCAGGUUGAUGUUUGGCAGAGUGAACGGCUUUCUUUGUUCGGUUAUUAUUUAUGGAGAUCCGUUGUGCCUAUUUCUUUGUUUUCUGGUUUGAUUUUGUGGAACCAGCUCCCCCUGUUGGUAAACAUCUGUACGACAGGUUUCCUGCUAGAGUCUCAACCAAAGUUUUGGGAGAUUCAACCCAGUCCUGCUGCAAAUAUCUGCUUUUAUCAGUGGAACCAAGGCUGGAAAAUGUCAUGGAGAUAAAGGUUUUUUUUUUUUCACCAAUUCAUUAAUUUCUGUCUAAUUUUAAAAGUCAAAGAAAGGCAAAGAGCUGCCAGCAACAUUACACUGACAGACAUUUGAGCAAAGGGGUGACCUGAUGGGAUGAUUGUUUGGGUUAGUGCUUUUCAAAUGAUUUGUUGAAUAAAAACAUGUUAAAUAUAUAUAUAUAAAAAAACUUAAACCUGACGUUUUAUUUUUUAGUUUUCAAUUUAAAAAAAUAGGAAAGAUUUUAAUGAAAUUUCCAAAGGUCACCAAAGAUCAGCCCUCAGCUAAUUAAUGAAAUCAAAUGAAAUGUAUAUAAAUCAUUAAUUGUUUGUGCUGCAUGAGAUUUUUGUGGCACAUUUGGUACCAAAUUUAUUUGAUUUUGUAAAUGUGUGGCUAGUGGUUUGUCGACAUUUGAUGACCUCUGUAAACAGAGCCGGCCAAAGGCAUCAGCAAGCUAAGCAGCCGCUUAGAGUCCAAGGGCCACUAAGGGAAUCAGUGGAAUUUUUUUUUUUUUGUAAUAAUUUCUAACAUUCUUAGUUGAAUGUUAGAGAACAUGAGUUGAUGUUCAGAUCAUCCAGACGUCCAAAGCUCCGGUCAGAAGUUAAGUUAGCAAAACAAUGUCUCUAAAAAAGACUUAUCCUUCAGGGAGAGAGAAGUGAGGGAGAAUAGAAAAAAGCCAAGAUAAAGUUUGUUUUAAUGUGCCUUGGUUAUGUAAUGUUUAUAAAAAAGAUUUGUGAAGCUGCUAAUAGAAAAUUAGAUUUAUAUCGACCUUCAACGGUUCAGUUCAACAGCCAAACAUUUAUGCUACAUCAUUUGUAUUUAUGUGAAACUGAGUUUAAACUUCAAAGGACUUGAUUCUCAUGGACGGCUCUGUAUAUUUCUGAGGUAUUUUUGGCUUCAAAACAAUAAGGUUUGAUAACAAUAAUUAAAACUUCUCAAUCUUU